This is a messenger RNA of Penicillium canescens, 813 nucleotides long. Its product is annotated as DUF2841 domain-containing protein. The record is from RefSeq and is a predicted model, not a curated record. The annotation marks the transcript as partial. Lineage: Eukaryota; Fungi; Ascomycota; Eurotiomycetes; Eurotiales; Aspergillaceae. The transcript is spliced from 3 exons.
GCGCAGGCAACAAUUCCGGCAGACACACGUCUUGACAAAUUGACUUACACCUACUUUGUGCUCAUAUAUAUCGACGCAGAUGGCAUAGUUCGUCUACAAGUCUCAGAGUCAAUCGCAAAUAAUUGGCCAGCGGUACAAUCCGUUAGGUUGAUUGAUGAAUUUCUGAGAGCCGUGGCUCAGGCACCCUGCACUGGGACGAAUCUUGGGAUUAAGGGCCGAAAUCCGGUCGCAGUAGCCACUUCCUUUCAGCGUACAGUGUGGCCUAUCUACAACCAGUCUAAAUUCCGCUUGCCUACUGAACUUCCCUCACUUAACUUGAAGGAUGAUUGCAACAAUAAUUUUAAUAUGAAUAACGACAAGAGAGCCGUGAUAUCCGUCAACAACCGAGAUCACUUGACCUUGUAUUAUACAGAGGCCUUCGAGAGUCUACAACAGACAAAUUGCCGAAUCCUUGCGAAAGCCUAUAUCAAGCUUGUGGAGCCUCGCAAGCAGGUGAACUAUCCAUACAAUGGACGAAAGAUUGUUUCAGGGACUACAAGGCAGUGUGAUCCCCAGGUACUAAACCACCGUGAACGCAUCCGACUUCUGGUUCAUAUUCUUCGCGAGCUGCGCAUCAGCCACGGGAUUUCCGUCGCAAAACUUCAAGAAGCUGAUCAGCCAAUCCGCUCUCAGAUUUUUCCACCCGAGCGAUUACAGAUCCUGGAUGAGCUGUACCAAGUCAGGCAACAAGAAGAGCAGAUCUUAAUGGGAACAAACGGUAGGCGUUCCCACAGAAGGCUUGGUCGUUACGAGGCUUAUAUCCCUUUCCUGUAG